Messenger RNA from Durusdinium trenchii, 273 nucleotides. NCBI's taxonomy places the organism in Eukaryota, Dinophyceae, Suessiales, Symbiodiniaceae. The record is from the annotation of a GenBank genome assembly.
AUGGCGGAGGAGCUUCAGGCCUUGCUGGAAGAGAAGCAGAAGCUUGAGGCGCAACUUCAGGAGGAGAAAGAGAGGCGAGCUGUGGAGCAACAGCGUUUGAAGGAACGCACCAGGGAAGCCUUUCAGAAGCUCAAGGACGAAAGCAAUGCAAAGGUCCAAUCCGUGCAACAGGAGUUGGAGGCCGAGAAGGCCCAAGCACAGGCGCUGGGAGCGAAUUGCAGACGGUCAAGUCCCAGGUGGAAAAGGCUCAAAGCGCCGAGAUCGAGCGCCUGA